AUGCUGUGUUGCUCCAUGUGGCUCCUGCUCCUCCUCUGCGUCUCCACAGCUGCUGGAGUCCCGGUGAAUCCGCCUCAGGCUGGUGCUGCUCCUGCUGCCACAGGUGGUGGGAACGUUUCCAUCGAGCUUGGGUCGCCGCAGAGAGACGACCCGGAAACUUUAGAGGAGCUUCAAGAAGACCUGAUUGUCCAAGAAGGAGACAUUCUGAUGCCGGAGGUCAGGAACGCUGUGUCUAGCCUGUGGCCGGACGCCAUCGUCCCUUACGCCCUCAGUCGGGACCUGGCUGAUCGAGAGUCAGACAUGGACGCUGCCUUCGCAAUGAUCUCAAGCGUUACAUGUAUUCGCUUCAAAAAACACGACAAUGAAUUUAACUACCUGAACAUCAUGAAAGGAAAAGGCUGUGCGUCCUUCGUGGGCUGUCAGGGAGGAGCCCAGUCGCUGUAUUAUGGUCUGUCCUGCAGAGUGGGGAACCUUUGCCACGAGCUGCUCCACGCACUGGGAUUAUAUCACGAGCACACCCGCGACGACCGGGACCAGUACGUCAGCGUGCAGUGGCAGAGAAUCGAACAGGGGAAACAAAAUAACUUCAAGGUGAAACAUGGGGACACUCAGAAUCUGCCGUACGACGUGGACUCCAUCAUGCACUACGGAUUGUAUUUCUUCAGUCAGGACGGGGGUCCCACUUUACUGCCAAAUAAGGGGGGGGAGCAGAUGGGUCAGAGGACGCAUCUCACCCAGCUGGACAUCCAGAGAAUCAACUCACUCUACCACUGUGACGAGCGGAUGAAACCACACUGAGCGGGUUCGCUGCUGGUUUGGGCCUCGAGAUUUAAUAAAAAUCAUAUUUAUGAACAAAGAA
This is a messenger RNA of Pleuronectes platessa (European plaice), 859 nucleotides long. Its product is annotated as zinc metalloproteinase nas-14. Gene Ontology annotation, biological process: proteolysis. Gene Ontology annotation, molecular function: metalloendopeptidase activity; zinc ion binding. Bases 1 to 798 code for a protein of 265 amino acids. The transcript is spliced from 10 exons. The record is from RefSeq and is a predicted model, not a curated record. NCBI's taxonomy places the organism in Eukaryota, Metazoa, Chordata, Actinopteri, Pleuronectiformes, Pleuronectidae.